AUGUUGUUUGGGGGCAACAGCGACUCGUUGGCGGAGGAGAUUCUCCGCUCGUCCUCCUUCCUCAGGGAGCUCCGGUCCGGUCAGCUGACCCAGCGCUGCUACAACAACUUCAUCCAGCAGGAGGCGCUCUAUCUGCACAGAGUCAGCAGCACACUGGAGACCCUGAUGUGUAGUUUACAGGAAGCAGAUGAGAACACGAGAUCACUGCUGCUGGACACACUCAAACACUACAGAAGCAGAAACCAGAGCCUCUUCAUUUCACCUCCCCCACAGUGGCUCCACUUCGCCCUGCAGUCUUUCCACUAUGUGGUUUUGGAGGAGCCGGUCUAUUGGCUGGUGGCCCUGUCGGCCCGGGCCUGCCUCCGGGACUUCCUGGCCAGGGAGCAGCUCUUCUCUGAGCUCAAGCCUGGUUCCACGCUGGUGUCUGGGUCUGAGGUUAAGGCUGGCAGCAUCUACCAGCAGUGGAGUGAAGAGAGUCUCAAGGAGGUUGCCUGGACGCGCAAGUACAGAAAGGUGAUAGGGGAAUACCAGGAUCAGAUGGACGUGUUCAAAGCCAUAAACAUCUUCAGGCAGCACAUGAUGAACCAGAAGAGUUUCUACAAGGCUGUAACCUGUGAUGUAGAGGAUAAUGAAUGAUGAAGAGGAGGAGAGCAGGGGGGGUUGCUGAUGAACCUGAGUCACCAAAUCUUACAUUAUAUUUCCUUAUUUAUUUUUUAAAAUUCAGCUUAUAGUGUAUGAGAUAACUGUACCAGAAAAAAACAUCUAACUUAGAAAUACAAUUGUAAACAGUAGCAGUGGUGGUAGUGGAAGUACCAGCUGUAGCAAUAUUACUACAUUAGUAGUAGUACAUAUCAAGAUAUUUAGAUUGCUUUGUUCCCAUCAAUCCUCACCAAAUAGCCUCUUCUUUACAAGAUACACUCAAUCUGUCUUUAUUAACAGUUUAUAUACUACCAUCCUUCAAAGCAGCAGGCACUCUUGAUCCAGGUUUUAGCUAACUACAGACCUACAUCUAACCGCCAAACAGUUCUAACUUUCUACAUAGUUUAUUUGAAGAUUUUCAGUCAGGAUUUAGAGUUCAUCAUAGCACAGAGACAGCACUGGUUAAAAUGACCUUCUAAUUACAUCAAACAAAGGACUUAUUCUCUGUACUUAUAAUGUGCAUUGAUUACGAUGUUGACUACCCGAUGUUGACUACACAGUGUAUUCUAUCCUGGGAGGGAUGGACAGACAGCAUUAACGGUGUGGUCUGUUGAAAUGUAACUGGAGAGAUGGUUACUGAGUGAAUAUUAACAUUCCUAAAUACGAUCCAUAACAUUACUGUUAACUGGGGAUUAAUUUCAGUAUGGCUAAUGUACCCUUUCACCCUUCCCCAAACAUAAGCUAAACUAUAGAACACAGAGACAUUUUGACUCAUCAGUCCUCACCACCUGCUGCCUGGGAGAGACCUUGCUGAUGCAGUAGCUCUACCUUGUGUCUGGCUGCUGUGCUUUCUCUUGCCAUGGUGUAUAACUCUUAAAGUUAACUGUAACUGUCUUACCCAACAAUGCUUUGGAAACACUGUUCUUGAAACCUUCAUGCCAAUAAAGCCCUUUAAAUUUAA
This is a messenger RNA of Micropterus salmoides (largemouth bass), 1600 nucleotides long. RefSeq lists its product as uncharacterized. The transcript is spliced from 5 exons. The coding region runs from base 1 to 636 and encodes 211 amino acids. The record is from RefSeq and is a predicted model, not a curated record. NCBI's taxonomy places the organism in Eukaryota, Metazoa, Chordata, Actinopteri, Centrarchiformes, Centrarchidae.